Messenger RNA from Pecten maximus, 3442 nucleotides. Its product is annotated as GATOR complex protein WDR24-like. NCBI's taxonomy places the organism in Eukaryota, Metazoa, Mollusca, Bivalvia, Pectinida, Pectinidae. The record is from RefSeq and is a predicted model, not a curated record. Gene Ontology annotation, molecular function: protein binding. Gene Ontology annotation, biological process: positive regulation of TOR signaling.
UUGAUGACGUAGUUCACAAACAGGGGGUCCUCCGAAGACUUAUUAUUUUUCUGUAAAUAAUCUUGCGAUGUAGCACUUGCUUAUUGCAUAUAAUUAACGCAUUGUUUCAUAUAAGCUACCUACUCUACCCUACACGGAUUAUGUACGACCAACUGCUACCAAAAUGAAAUAAGGAGAAGAUGAGAAGUGGAUGCCAUGGAUUCUGCAAAGAUGUGUCAGUAGUUUGAUGGUAAAGAACGUUAACCAGUAAAUCAGAACUAAAACACCAGCCAUGAGUAUGAUGCACAAUGUGUCUCGGGCAGUCCAUGAUCGAGUCAAUCCAGUUGUACUCAAGACAAUGCACUGCAGUUGUGAGGGACCUGUGAAUGCUCUGGCCAUCAACCGUGACACAUCUCUUGCAGUUGUCGCAGGCCGCAAUGUAUUCAAAAUAUUUGGGAUAGAAGAUGAAAGGUUUGAGGAGAAAAUGAAUCUUCGUGUUGGACGAAAUGUGAACCUCAACUUCAGUGCAUCAGAUGUCAGCUGGAAUCAAAAUGAAGACAACAUUUUGGCGUCUGCCGCUACCAAUGGGGCAGUCGUUUUAUGGGAUAUAAACAGAACAAGCAAAUCCAAACAAGAUUAUGUGUUCACGGAUCAUAAUCGUACAGUGAACCGUGUGCGUUUCCAUGAGAACGAGGUGAAUUUACUUCUGAGCGGUUCUCAAGAUGGAUCAAUGAAAUUAUUUGACGUGAGAAAGCGAACAGUCUCUACAACAUUUGUAUCUGGAAGCAGCGUCCGUGACGUCCAGUUUUGUCCAAGUGCAUUUAGCUACUUCCACUUUGCUGCUGCUGAUGAAAGUGGAAAUAUUCAGAUCUGGGACAUGAGGCAGCCAGACCGUGUACAGAAACAGAUUACUGCACAUAGUGGCCCAGUGUUUAGUAUAGACUGGCAUCCCGAGGACAGGAACUGGAUCGGCACGGCAGGCCGGGACAAAUCAAUAAAGGUAUGGGAUUUGCAGAAAAACAAGCUUAUGUAUACAAUUCACACAGUGGCCUCAGUAAUGCGGAUACGAUGGCGGCCUCAGAGGCGUUACCAUAUUGCUAGCUCCUCCCUCCUCGUCGAUUUCAGCAUCAAUAUCUGGAACAUCCAGCGACCUUACAUACCCUUUGCAGCCUUUGAGGAACACAAGGAUGUCACAACAGACAUCGUCUGGAAGAAGGAAGAUCCCCACAUGUUCUACAGCUGUAGUAAAGACUGCACAUUGUACCAACACGUGUUCAAGGACGCCAAACGACCAGCUGACCUCGUCACACCAUCCGGAAUCGACAUGAACCUUGACUACACUGUAUCCCAUGCCCACGGAGAACGUACACUUUCCACAGACAAACUCAGCUCCGGGAAGUUGUCGAUAUUUCAGAAGAAGCCGUCCCGUAGCGACCAUUUCACACAGGCCUAUAGCACGCUACAUGUUCACAACUGUGAUAAACACGAGACCUCAUUGUCCAUGGACUGGUUUCGAGAUUCUGCUCAACGGUAUCUGCUGAAAGGGUUUUCACUAGACAAACUUUGUGAACACAACGCUCAAGUAGCUGAGAGUCAAGGUCGCUACCAGGUGGCUCAGAGUUGGAGGAUGUUGAUGGUGAUGUACUCACAAAGUCUUUACAUGGAUCCACAGUUCCGAACCCUCUCCAUGGUCUCCAAUAGCAGUGAUAAACCCGAAACAGACAAAGGGAAAAAGGAUAAUCAAAAAGCUGAUCAUCAAGAUCUGGAUAACAACGAAAUAACAUCUGGAGGAAGUGACGAGGACUCAGACAAAGAAAUCAUUAAAGAGAAUCUUUCGAGUAUUGCACGAGGACAGCCUUCCACAGAGUGGGACAUCCUGUUUGACGGGGAUCAACUAACCUAUGACUCCCUAGGGGAUUUGGACAAGGGAUUACAGGAGCUCACUCUGCCAAAUGAAGCCUUCGUACCUCGCCACGAGAUAAAAGAACAUCCCAACCCCCUAGAUUCCAUGGCCAACGGCCACGAUUCUCCCACCAGUGCAAAUGAGAGUGAGGGCAACAUGCAGAGUCUUCAACACAGCUCAAGGUCAAAUGUUGACGAAGAGGUCCUUGUCACGUUCUCCAACGACAUGAACGUCCCAAACUUUGGAUUCACAAAUCAUGUUGUAGACAUGAUGUACUUUUACGCCGAACAGGGUGAUGUACAGACUCCAGUGUGUAUGCUGCUUGUAUUGGGACAAAAAAAUCGCCCAGAAAUUGACAUCGCUACUCAGGAGAAUUGGUUCAUGUCUUAUAUAGACCUCCUGGGAAGAUUCAAGUUAUGGACGGUCUCCAAUGACAUCAUCAAAAUGAGUUACCUCCCCCAAAUCUCGAUGAUGAACCAACAGUCAACACGCAUUCCCUUACACUGCUCGACGUGCAAUAAAGUGCUGUCACGUGUUGGAUGGCUCUGUGAUCGAUGCAAGGUCGUCAUCAACACUUGUGCCUUGUGUCACCAUCCUGUGAAAGGUCACUUCCUGUGGUGUCAAGGAUGUUCCCAUGGCGGCCAUUUACAGCAUAUGGCCAACUGGUUUUCCACCCGAAAAUUCUGUCCUGCAGGCUGUGGACAUAUGUGUGAAUUCACAUGAAAUCCAUGUGAAUUUUACUUAAACCUGGUCUGUGAUUUUAUCUAAUUUAACUUGUAUAUGAUUCAUGAAAUGCCUAUGUGAAUAUUUGUGAAUUUGAAUGUGUUCAUUCCUAAAAACAUAUUUAUGUGAACUUGUAUGAAUGACUGAUAGAAUACAUGAUUCACAAGAAGCACAUGUGAAUAUUUAUGUGAAGUUGUAUAAAUGCUGGAAUAGUAUGAAUUACAAUACAUGUAUGUAUAACUCAAUGUAUUGCUACCCUUUGUACGGCCAAACUCAUGAUAGCACCAUCAGUUUAAUAAGGACAGAAUUCCUCACUCUUACAUGCCACGCUCGCAUAAUACUAAAUAACAUGAUGAUUUUAAAACAGUUCUACAGAUAUCUCAUCGUGAGCCCUUGAUAACACUUCCACACCUACACUGUUUAAGUAGGCAGAACCCUUUGGUCCUCUGGGCUCAAGUUCAUGUUAACUGUACAGUAGGCAGUAAUCUGGGUCACAAGGACAGUUAUACAAAUGCGUGUGCCUUAUUGUUUAUGCAUAAGUACAGAGCUUUCACCUUUGUAUGUUACUGUUGAGAUUUACAAUGUAAUACAGAUUUAAUUAACAAAUAUGCAGAUGGCCUGAUGUAAUAAAUCUGUUACAAUACCAGUAAACCAACAAUGAACUUAGUUUACUAAUUGACAAAGACAGGUUUAUGUUUAUAUCAUUUGAUGAUAUUGUGUUUAUUUGAUGAUAAGUCCAUGCCUGGUAACAAGCCCAUGUCUGGUAAUAAGCCCAUGACCGGCAAUAAGCCCAUAUCUGGCAACAAACCUAUAUCUGGUAAUGAGCCUAUAUCUGGU